Messenger RNA from Gryllus bimaculatus (two-spotted cricket), 1334 nucleotides. Lineage: Eukaryota; Metazoa; Arthropoda; Insecta; Orthoptera; Gryllidae. The record is from the annotation of a GenBank genome assembly.
GGAAAACUAGCAUCCAUUCUGACGCCGCACAGCUUAUUACUUUUAACUUCGUAUCAUUUGGAUAUAUUUAAGAGUACAAAUAACACAGAGUACAUAAACUUACAUUCUCUGUGACAACUAGGUAUAUCAGUACCUAAUAAACGAGGUCCAGUUGAUAUUUAAACUGUUUCCCGUAAAUAUGGUCUGCUCUGAGACCGUAUGCUAAUUAUUUAUAUUGUAUUUUGUGUCAGCAGUAAAAUGUCCGAAGAAGGAUAUCGACAGAGAGAAAACGGUAUUUUUACAAGAGCUAUUCAUGGAGGAUUUGAACCCCAAGAUGAAUCCACUUGGCCCGUUAUGCCUUCGAUAGUAGUGUCCGCUGUAUUUGAACAAGAAACUCCAGGACGUGAUAGAGAAUUUAGAUAUUCACGCAUUCGAAAUCCAACAAGGACGGUAUUAGAAAAAUCUCUGGCUGAAAUAGAGAAUGCAAAAUAUGCCCUGUGUUUCUCAUCAGGUUUAGGAGCUGCAACAACAAUUAUUAGUCUAUUAAGUUCAGGAGAUCACAUAAUUGCAGGGGAAGAGCUUUAUGGUGGAACGUACAGACUAUUCAAAGAGAUUUUCCCGAGAAUGGGUAUGCAAACAACGUUUGUUGAUACUCGGGAUCCGAAAAAUAUUGAAAAUGCGAUGACUGAGAAAACAAAACUUGUAUGGAUUGAAACUCCUACAAAUCCCAUUCUGAGAAUUACCGACAUUAAAAGUGUGUCAGAAGUUGUUCACAAGCAAGAAGGAGUACUUCUAGUGGUAGACAACACAUUUCAAACUCCUUAUUUUCAGAGACCACUCGAAUUAGGAGCUGACAUUUCUAUGUAUUCUUUAACAAAGUAUAUGAAUGGACAUAAUGAUUGCAUAAUGGGCUCUAUUUCUACCAACCAAGAAAGUAUAUAUGAAAAGUUACACUUUCUUCAACAUGCAUUGGGCAUAAUUCCAUCACCGCAUGACUGCCAUCAACUAUACCGAAGUUUGAAAACUCUUCCAUUAAGAAUGGAGCAGCAUAUGAAAAACGGUUUAGCAUUAGCCAAAUACCUAGAAAAACAACCACAAGUUGAAAAAGUGAUAUAUGCAGGUCUUAUAUGAGCCACGUUAUGUUGUCAAAUGAAGAGAAGAUUAAACUUGGAAUAACAGACAACUUGAUCCGCGUGACUGUUGGUUUGGAAUCGAUAGACGACAUCAUAGCAGACUUUGAUCAAGCAUUCAAACAUCUUCUCAACUCGAAAUAAAAUUAUAUCUCUCAUAUCAAUCUCUAUUAACAAAUUGUCAGUAAAUAAGCUCAAACAUUCAAGCAAGUUGUAAACAUAAAA